AUGAAAAUAGUUUAAAUACUAAUUUUACUCACAAGUUUGUUAGUAAAUAUUCAAUAGACUAGACAAUAAUUUGUUAACACUUGCUUACAAGAUGAGAUUGACAUGAAUGAAAUAGUUCCUAAGGACUAUUUAGAAACAUUUGAUGAGAACUUUGGAAACAGGAAACUCUAGAGUUCUAAACCUUAACCUAUUAGGAUCACUCUUGAUUUUAAUGAACUUGAUAACUCUUAAAAUGGAGAUGGAAUGACACCUUAAAAAAAAGAAUACUUAAAGAAAAUUAUGUAUGCUGCUCAAACAUACCUGAAUAAACUUAUUAAAGUAUAUCCUAGACAAAAACCUAACACCUAUAAUUGGGGUGGUGAUAAAUGCUUAGAUGUUAAACUCCCUAACAAUAUAAAAACAGUUGGAAUAGAUAAAUCGGAUUUACAUAUCUUUGUUACCUAUUCAAAUGAACCAAAAGCUUUUUAUUUAGCAAAUGCAAUAUGGUGCUCUUUAGAUCCUAGACCUAAUAUUGGAAGAGUUAAAUUUAAUAUUGCUGGUAUGGAUUUUGAUGAAUCAUCAACUUAGUCUUUUUAAGAUAAUUUCUCAACUUCUUUACAUGAAAUUCUCCACAUUUUAGGUUUUUCAGGUAGCAGUGUUUUUUUUUGGAUUGAUCCUGAUACAGAUAAACCAUAUGGAAAUAAGAAUGUAUUUAAAAUUAUGAAAUAAGAAAGAAGAUGGGAAGUAGACAAUGUUAUUAAAUUAUUCUCUAAAAAUAUUUUGAAAGUAUCUAGAAAUCACUACAAAUGUCCAUCUAUUGAAGGUAUGUAUCUUGAAAAUUAAGGUGGUGGUGGCUCUAUGGGUUCUCAUUGGGAAAGGGAUUUACUUGGAAAUGAAUUUAUGACAGGUAGUAUUGUUUAUGGUGUCUACACUAUAUCUAAAUUUACAGCUGCUCUUCUCUUAGAUACUGGUUAUUAUGCUGAAAUUAAUUCUAACCUUCUUAUGCCUAUUUAUUGGGGUAAAAAUAAGGGAUGUGAUUUUUUCAAUAAAACUUGUAAUACUGGAAAAUAUUUCCCUGAGUUCCCAGAUGACAGUGUAAAAGAAUCUUGUGAUUUCUUUUCUUUAGGUAUUGGUGGUCUACAUAAUUAUGAUUACUUCUCUUAAUGUAAAACUAUUUAUUCAUACUCAAAUGCUUAUUGCGAAUCUGAUUAGUUUAAACCUGAUGAAAGAUUGAGAUAAAAUACUGGUACCGGAUCAAGAUGCUUUAGAUCUAAUGCUAAUGUCAAAGGAAAUGAAGUUUUAGAUAUGAAUGGUAGAUGCUUUAAGGCUUAAUGUGCAGAUGAUCUAUCUUCCAUUAAAGUUAAUGUAUGGGGUGAUGAAUACGUUACUUGCAAAUACCCCAAUUAAGUCAUUAACUUAGCUGAUCAAACUAAAACAACUCAAGGUACUAUGAAAUGUCCUCAUGAUUUUGAUUUGUUUUGUAAUUUCCCUAAGUCAUGCCCCAAUAACUGCUCUAACAAUGGUGUCUGUAAUAAUGGUUAUUGUGUAUGUCUCAAAGGAUAUGGUGGUGCUGAUUGCUCUAAAAGAUGUGGUGAAGGUUAAGUUUGGGAUGGUUCUCGUUGUGUUUAUAACUGCCCCUCUGGAUAAUUCAAAAACUUUGAUAACACUUGCAAGCCCACUUGCCCAUACAAAUAAUAUAGAGAUAAAGCGACUGGUAGUUGUGUUCUCUGCUAUGAUAACUGUUCAGCAUGCUUUGGCCCUUCAUACAAUCAAUGUUUAUCUUGUAAUGAUAGAUAUUCGCUUUAAGGAAACUAAUGUGUUGAUACUACCUGCCACUCUAGCUGCCAAUCAUGCUCUGGUCCAAAUUCAAAUCAAUGUACUUCUUGCCCUGCUGGCUAGUAUUUGGACUCUAGAAAAACUUGCCAGCCAUGCUAAUAUCCUUGUGAAAAUUGUUUCAACUCAGCUACAGAGUGUACAACUUGUGGAUAAGGAUAUGAAAUGGAUAAAUUUAUUGGUAAAUGUGUAUCUAUGAAUACAUGCGAUAGCUCUUGUCUUGAAUGCUCAACUUUUAGAGAUCCCACUAAAUGCACUUCUUGUAGAGAUGGUUAAUUCCUAAAUAAAAAAGGUAGAUGUUAAAAAUGUGACGAAUCUUGUGCUACAUGUGCUGAAAGAGAAAAUAAAUGCAUAAAAUGUGCUGACGGAUGGGAAUAUGAUGAAUAUAAAAAAAGAUGUCGUAUGGAUUGCCAUGAAAGUUGUGAUACAUGUACAGCUCGUUAAAAUCCGAUAGCUUGCAAAACGUGUGCACAUAAUUACGUUAUGUAGAAUAAUCUAUGUAUACCUUGCGAUAAAAGUUGUUAUGGAUGUACAGAAAAUCCUAAAAAAUGUACUAAUUGUAAUAGAAAGUAUAAACUAGAUUCAAAUUAUCAAACUUGUGUCCCCAUUUGUAAUUCUGACGAAUUCCAAGAUGGAAAUGGAAACUGUUAAAAAUGUGCAUCUCCUUGCGCCACAUGCGAAUAUUAUAAUUACUAUUGUAAUAGUUGUAUAGCUGGUUAUACUUAUGAAGCCUAAUAUAAAUCUUGUUAGCCUGUUACAAAUAAAUGUCAUGAAAGUUGUGGACAAUGUAAUAGAUAUGAUGACCAUAGUGCAUGUACAUCUUGUAGGGAUGGAAUGUUCUUGUUAUCUGGAAGAUGUCGAUACUGCAGUAAUAAAUGCAAAACUUGUGAUAGAGAUGCUAAUAUUUGUACAUCUUGCAGAAGGUAUGAGUUCUUAUAAAAUAGAGAAUGUAUGAAAUGUCAUAGUUCUUGUUUGACUUGUGAUGGAAUUUCAACAAACUGUACUUCUUGUCAAAAUGGAUUCUCAAAAGACCCAAAGACAGGUCUUUGUGUAGACAGUACACUUGUUUGCAAAACAGAUGAAUACAUGGAUAGAAAUUAUAAAUGUUAGAAAUGUAGUUCACCUUGUGCUUCUUGUUUCUACUAUCAUAACAGAUGUUCUAGCUGUAUUUCUGGUUAUAAAUUGAACACUCAAAUAUACUAAUGUGAAUAUGAUUAUCCUAUAUGCCAAGAUGGAUAGUUCUUAGAUUAGGAUAAUAAAUGUAAGCCUUGUGAUUCCUCUUGUGCUACUUGUGAUUAAACAAGUAAAAGAUGUACAAGUUGUAAAUAUGGUUUUGUUCUGUCAAGAUACACUUGCUAAGCAGCUAAUUGCUAAGAUGGAACCUUCAUGAACUAAUAAGGAAGAUGCUAAAGAUGUAGUGAGUCUUGCUCUAAGUGUGUAAACUAUUCAGAUAACUGUACUGAAUGUGCUAGUGGAUAUACUUUAGAUACAGGAACUUAAAGAUGCAUUAAAAACUAAAAUAAUUAGUAAUGUCAUCCCUCUUGUAAAGAAUGCAACUAACCUAAUAAUGUUUCUGCCUGCAAAUCCUGUAAUGAUGGACAAUAUUUAAAUAGAGGUUAGUGUCUUUAAUGUAAUAGCUCUUGUUUAACAUGUGACAGGUAUUCAGAUUUUUGUACUUCUUGUUAGCAAGGUUAUAAUCUAGAUAGCACCUACGGUUAAUGUACUCCUGAUUGCAAAAAAAGUGAAUAUUUAGACUACUAAGAUAACAAAUGCAAGCCUUGCACAUCUAAUUGUGGAAGUUGCGAAUACUACCCGGAUAGAUGUCUUAGCUGUAUUUCAGGAUUUAAGUAUAAUAAAGAAGGAUAUAGCUGUGAAAAAGUUUGCUAGCCUGGAUAAUAUGUUGAUAGAGAUUAGACAUGCAAACCUUGCUCAUCUCCAUGUACAACUUGCGAAUAUUAUGACAACAGAUGUUUGAGUUGUGUUUCAGGUUAUACUUACAAUAACUACUAUUGCUAAUAGAAUUCAAAGUAAAGUGCAAGAGGUUGUCACGAAUCUUGUAAUACCUGUACAAAAGCUAUGGAUCCUCGCUCAUGUGAUUCCUGUAGAGAAGGAUAUGAAUUAAUAAAUGGGGCUUGCCUAAGAAAGAGAGGCAACUAUUCUGGCCCUAAAAAUUGA
Molecule: messenger RNA, 3987 nt
Organism: Tetrahymena thermophila SB210
Lineage: Eukaryota; Ciliophora; Oligohymenophorea; Hymenostomatida; Tetrahymenidae
Product: leishmanolysin family protein
Exons: 2
Biological process (GO): proteolysis; cell adhesion
Cellular component (GO): membrane
Molecular function (GO): metalloendopeptidase activity
Source: RefSeq, a predicted model, not a curated record